Molecule: messenger RNA, 1554 nt
Organism: Eubalaena glacialis (North Atlantic right whale)
Lineage: Eukaryota; Metazoa; Chordata; Mammalia; Artiodactyla; Balaenidae
Gene: PLIN1
Product: perilipin 1
Exons: 8
Coding region: 1-1554 (517 amino acids)
Biological process (GO): lipid metabolic process
Cellular component (GO): lipid droplet
Source: RefSeq, a predicted model, not a curated record
AUGGCAGUUAACAAGGGUCCAACCUUGCUGGAUGAAGACCGCCCUGAGCAGGAGAACGUGCUGCAGCGGGUCCUGCAGCUGCCGGUGGUGAGCAGCACCUGUGAGUGCUUCCAGAAGACCUACACCAGCACCAAGGAAGCCCACCCCCUGGUGACCUCUGUAUGCAGUGCGUACGAGAAGGGCGUGCAGAGCGCCACCAGCUUGGCAGCCUGGAGCAUGGAGCCGGUGGUCCGAAGGCUGUCCACCCAGUUCAUAGCUGCCAACGAGCUGGCCUGCCGAGGCCUGGACCACCUGGAGGAAAAGAUCCCGGCCCUCCAGUAUCCUCCUGAAAAGAUCGCUUCUGAGCUGAAGGACACCAUCUCUACCCGCCUUCGCAGUGCCAGGAACAGCAUCAGUGUGCCCAUCGCCAGCACUUCAGACAAAGUCCUAGGGGCCGCUCUGGCUGGCUGUGAGCUCGCCUGGGGGAUGGUCAAAGACACUGCCGAAUUUGCUGCCAACACCCGAGCUGGCCAGCUAGCCUCUGGAGGGGCCGACUUGGCCUUGGGUGGUGUUGAGAAGGUGGUAGAGUUCCUCCUCCCUCCAGCCAAGGAAGAGUCAGCCCCUGCUCCAGGACACCAGCAUGCCCAGAAACCUCCCCAGGCCAAGCCGGACCUCGUGAGCAGGGUUGGGACCCUGGCCAACACUCUCUCUCAACACACCUUCCAGACCACAGCCCGGGUGCUGAAACAGGGCCAGGCCCUGGCCAUGUGGAUCCCAGGUGUGGCGCCCCUGAGCAGCUUGGCCCAGUGGGGCGCAUCGGCGGCCAUACAGGUGGUGUCCCGGCGGUCGAGCGAGGUGCGGGUGCCCUGGCUGCACAACCUCACCGCCACCCGGGAGGAGGACCACAAUGACCAGAUGGACACAGAGGGGGAGGAGACAGAGGUGGAGGAGGAGGAAUCAGAGACGGAGGAGAACAAGCUCAGUGAGGGAGCAGCCCUGCCUGGCCCACAAGGCCUCCUGGGCGGUGUGGCGCACACCCUGCAGAAGGCCCUCCAGUGCACCAUCUCGGUUGUGACGUGGGCGCCUGCGGCUGUGCUGGGCACGGCAGAGUGGUUGCUGCAUCUCAUGCCAGCCCGUGCUGUCUCCUCCACCAAGGGCAGGGCCAUGUCCCUGUCUGAUGCCCUGAAGGGCGUUACUGACAACGUCGUGGACACGGUGGUGCACUAUGUGCCGCUCCCCAGGCUGUCGCUGAUGGAGCCCGAGAGCGAAUUCCGGGAGAUCGACAACCCGCCUGCCGAGGCCGAGAGCCCGGAGGCGGAGCGCAGGGGGUCCGGGGCGCCGCCCGCCGGCUCGGAGCCCGCGUCGCGCCCCGCGCCGUCCCGCGGCAGCCUGCGCAGCGCUCGGGGCCCGGGCGCGGAGGACCGAGUGGACACGGCCGCCGCGCCGCGCACCGCCUUGCCGGCCAUGCCCCGCGAGAAGCCCGCGCGCAGGGUCAGCGAUAGCUUCUUCCGGCCCAGCGUCAUGGAGCCCAUCCUGGGCCGCACGCAGUACAGCCAGCUGCGCAAGAAGAGCUGA